GAUUUUGUGAGGGAGGAGAGAGAGAGAAAGAGAAAGAGAGAAGUGACUGUUGAUCAGUCUCAGUCAGUCUUCAGCGAGGCAGCAAUGAGAGAGGAUCAUGCGGCGGACAAACUUUCUCUUGCAUCAUCAUCCUCAUCAUCCUGUGAAUCCAUCCAAACCCAGCUGAGGAAUAAUGUCAGCAAACAACACCACCAGUAGGGAGUACACCUGCGUGCGUUUUUACGUGUCCACCGUGUCCUUCUCGGUGUUGCUCUUCUUCAACCUCAUCAUCAACUGGACCAUAGUACGCGUAAAGCAGCUCCGGAGUCAUGCCCGCUUCGUGCUCAUCUUCCACCUGCUGCUGUCCGCCCUGGUGUACCUGGGCAUGAACAGCAUCUUCCAGUAUCAGAUCCACCGGCAAGCACGACCUGGUCGCUCUGCGUGCCUGGCCAUGAUCAGCAUCUUGAUCAGUAGCGCCUCCAACAUCCUCCUGACGCUCACGGUGAUGGCUUUGGACCGCUACUGCGCCGUGUGCCACCCGAUGCGCUCCACCUCCAAAUGCACCUCGGGUCUCUGGCCCUGGUUGGUAGGGGUGCUCACAUGGCUCAUUGCUUUGGUCAUCCCCCUCAGCUUACUCUUUCGCCCGGAAACCUCCGGCGUCGACUAUAACGGGCAGUGCGGGCCGGAGCAGCUGAGGAAAGGCGAGCUGCAGAAAGUGCUGUUCAUCGGUUCGUGCACGCUGCUCAUCCUGUACAGCUAUGUAAGGAUACUGGUGGAGGGACGCCGGUUAGGGGUGCUGAACCGGCGCAACCGGACCGGUUGCAGGACAAUCGCCCUGCACGGGAGCCAGCUGGCGGUGUUCAUCCUCCCAAACUUUGUGAACUUUGUGCUGACGAUAUUAUACAAACGGAACCUGGUUCAGAAGGAGACCAAAGAGCUGUCAGCCGUGGUCAGCUUUGCUUUCUUCAGCUUGGCGCAAUGCGUUGCACCGAUUAUUUACGGCCUGCGCAAAGAGGAACUCAUGGAGCAUUUGAGUCACAGGUUCCCCUGCUUUUCCCGAUACUUGAAGGGUGUCCUCGGAUGGACUGUGGGAGUCGAUUGGGCACACACCCACCACAAAACACGGGAGCGAACGAUGACAGCCCAGACGAUCAUCUCCUUAGAGGCCCAACAAGUCCCAGAGGAGGAAACAAGCCCAAUAUCAGUCACGAGUUCCUCACAUGGCUUAGACUCAUGUCAAGGCGACAGGGACAAUGCCUGAUGGGGAAAAAACAGGUCAAUGUCGGGAUCCCGACUGCCAGAGCAACAUUUGGAAAACCGGCCGGUGACAUUAAAGACCUUUAAGGAACUAAAGGAACCGCCUUGGACAUAAUAAUCCAGAUCUAUAAGGAACGCUGGAUGUGAAUCAUCGUCCUUGCUCUAUUUCUGAGCGCUGGAAAUGCUCAGCGGACGACAGCAGAAGACUUUAUGGUUUAAGGAGAAGUUCUCGUGUUGUAAAUUUUCCUGGCUGUUCCAGGGAGUUUCGGGCCACAAAGUUCACGUCUGUUCCCUUAGCCCUGCAUCAUUUGGGAUUAAAAUAACUGGGAUGGAGGAUUAAGCAUAUCAUCUGGUGAACAUUGUUUCCAUGUGAUUUGGUGGAUAUUAAAACUUGUGCAGCACCUUGGAAAUUAAACAGUGGGAGGGAACUGACAGUAAGAAAUCUGAUUCACUUCCAAGGAUUAGAUGAUGAAAUCCAUGAAAUCCCUCAUAUCUGUCCUAUCCGUCAUAUUGACCAUGGGGCGGAUGAAUGGCCAAAGUGUUUUGAGUAUCAACUCCAGUGAUGGAAAGAGUGCUGACAAUCUGUACUUAAGCAGAGGCAUUGUUACGUUACUGAUACAGGGUCUAUUUUAUCACUUGAUGGGUGAAAACAGAAGUUUUUGCUGAGCCCUAGCUGUGAAAACACAUCAUCAAAAGUUGCUUCUCCUCUGUGGUGAGCAUCAAAGCUAAGAUAUUGCACAAACCUGUGAUGGAAACAAGAAUGUGAUGUACUAUUACAACAUAAUUAAUAAAACGUGUUAAUAUUAUGUAUUAAU
Messenger RNA from Larimichthys crocea (large yellow croaker), 2051 nucleotides. RefSeq names its product olfactory receptor 2A25. Gene Ontology annotation, biological process: G protein-coupled receptor signaling pathway; detection of chemical stimulus involved in sensory perception of smell. NCBI's taxonomy places the organism in Eukaryota, Metazoa, Chordata, Actinopteri, Sciaenidae. The record is from RefSeq and is a predicted model, not a curated record. Gene Ontology annotation, molecular function: olfactory receptor activity; G protein-coupled receptor activity; odorant binding. Gene Ontology annotation, cellular component: membrane. Bases 173 to 1240 code for a protein of 355 amino acids. The transcript has 2 exons.